Molecule: messenger RNA, 2207 nt
Organism: Pygocentrus nattereri (red-bellied piranha)
Lineage: Eukaryota; Metazoa; Chordata; Actinopteri; Characiformes; Serrasalmidae
Gene: eif4e3
Product: eukaryotic translation initiation factor 4E family member 3
Exons: 7
Coding region: 217-894 (225 amino acids)
Biological process (GO): translational initiation
Cellular component (GO): eukaryotic translation initiation factor 4F complex
Molecular function (GO): translation initiation factor activity; RNA 7-methylguanosine cap binding
Source: RefSeq, a predicted model, not a curated record
UGGAAAAAGAGUCGGAUCAACUGAACGAUUCGUUUGGGAGUCGUUCGCUCCAGCGCGCCUUUGUUGCUGCUGCUGCUGCUGUUGUUGUUGUUGUGCGGGUGACGCGGCGGACUGGCCGGCCCGAGUCAGCGCCACUGUAGAGGUCGCUCGCUUCGGAUGUGGUCAUUAAAAGCGAUUUAACCCGGGAUAAGUUCUAGCUAUCUUCAGUGCGAAACCAUGGCGGCCCCUGCAGCCCCGAACCUGCAGCUGAACGCGGGGAGACAAAGCGGCAGCCCGGUCAACUCCUCCGAGAACAACAUCCACAUCGACGAGAAAGAGCUGGAAAACAUCACGAACCACGUCGAGGACGGCACCUCGCUGCCCCUCCACUCUCCAUGGACCUUUUGGCUGGAUAGGUCAUUACCAGGGACGACGGCAGCCGAGUGUGAAUCAAAUCUGAAAAAGAUCUACACAGUGCAGACGGUUCAGAGCUUCUGGAGUGUGUACAACAAUAUACCCGCAGUGUCUUACCUCCCUUUGAGGUGUAGCUACCACUUAAUGCGAGGAGAACGAAGACCACUAUGGGAGGAGGAAAGUAAUGCAAAGGGAGGUGUGUGGAAGAUGAAAGUACCAAAGGAGAGCACGUCUGCUGUAUGGAAAGAAUUGCUGUUGGCUACUAUUGGUGAACAGUUCGCUGACUAUUGUGCGUCAGAGGAUGAAGUCGUUGGUGUCAGCGUCAGCAUGCGAGACAGAGAGGACGUCGUCCAGGUUUGGAAUGGAAACGCUUCUUUUGCUAACGAGGCGAACAUCUUAGGAAGAAUCUACGAGCUACUUCCACAGAUCUCCUUUAAAGCAGUAUUUUAUAAGCCACACGAGGAGCACCAUGCGUUCGAAGGUGGUCGUUCGAGACAUUAGCAGGCUUUGCACAUUCGUCGGCUGGUAUCCUCUCACUCUUUCGUUCUUGGACUGACCAUAGAAACCGGACUGGAAACCACCAAUUAAACUUCUUUCGCCUGAUGGGGAGUGUGCUGCCGUUUGACCCCGCGGGAGCUGAACUGUCUCACGGUCUUAUCGGUUUUUAGGUAUUGCGGAUGGACCCCUGUGUGUUCUCGGCUAAUGAUUUUCAAGAGAUUAUUAGGCAAUAUCGAUGUAGUUCACACGAAAGUAGCCAGUGUAAUAGACACACACAGCAACGUUGCCAUGGCUUUUUUAUUGUAUUUUUUUAUUAUUGUUAUCAUUUUCCCCUUUUCGGUUCAAACGUUACCCAGCGAAGUAAUUGCUGCUCGUCAGGAACUUGGCAUCUCCACGACCGCAGAGUUUCGAUGUCCAAGUCCUUUAGGUUACUUGUAGAGUAGUAGCUCUUACGUCGUCUCGCGGACAUGUUGCACAUUAUUUUAGAGGAAAUUUCUGUUUGAUUUUAAACCUGAAGCGUUUGUGUGUUUGCCAGUGACUCCGUGACUCCGCGCCCCCUGUUUUUUCACAGCUCGGGCCGGGUCAGGAUCGUCCGAGAGGGCAGUUCAUCGUCUCAAUGCAGUCAGAAGAUUUUAUUUUUUUUCUGAAAAAUACUAAUCUGGAGGAAAAUAAGCGCAGGGUGGAUUUUUUCCAACCACGUUUUAUGCAUUCACGCUCAUCAGCCACGUUUUCUUCAAUCACUCUCGUCUUUUUGCGUCAAGGGUUGCUGUCCGAGUAUUGUUUGAUGCUUCAUCAUGUCUGAAAUGAAUGUUUGCUGGUGAAAUGUGUGUUUUAUGAGGGGGGGCCGGGGGGGGGGGGCCGGUGUGGAUGCUGUCAGAUGACGACGCUGACGAAUACCCAUGUAAACAUCUGGGCGCUGGAUGAAUGUGUUCAGUUCUUUCUGUACCAAAGAGACUCACCUCCACCCCCCCAAACCCCACCCCACCCCACCCCACCCCACCUGUGAUACAGCGAAUACGUCUAAUUAUGUCCAUUUAAGUGUUACGGUCUUUUUGUAUAUCCUGCCCGUUUUAAGCCGUCGUCCUUUCUAGGUGUUUCUCUUGCUGUUAGUUUGUUCUUUUAACGUUAAUUUGUCAGAUUGAAUAACAAGCCACAAGGCGUAAGUUACGACUGGGGUCUUUCAAUGUAAAAAUGCACUAGAAGCACAACUGUCUGUCCUCCUGAUGGGCAAGGAUGCAGGAAAGAGUCUGUACAUGCAGCUGACCUUUCAUAUAGCAGCUUUUCCUAUGUAUUAUAAAUCUUUUUAUGAGACGCAA